Molecule: messenger RNA, 2712 nt
Organism: Physcomitrium patens
Lineage: Eukaryota; Viridiplantae; Streptophyta; Bryopsida; Funariales; Funariaceae
Product: ATP-dependent 6-phosphofructokinase 5, chloroplastic
Biological process (GO): glycolytic process; fructose 6-phosphate metabolic process
Molecular function (GO): ATP binding; 6-phosphofructokinase activity
Source: RefSeq, a predicted model, not a curated record
UCUCGCUCUUCCUUUGUGAUUCCUAGUCCGCUGAAGUAGCUCUUGCGGAAUUGUGUUUGCCAGAGUUUGCAGCAUGGGCUUGAGUUGUUACUCAAGGCAGUUGCAGAGGGGAAUUCUGUGAAGGAUGGAGUCCAUUGGGGAGGACGCAAUCGGAAAGCUUGGAUGGCAACGGAGCUUCUUCACGAAGGGUGUGGCCAGCUUUGGAGGAGGAAGAAGAGAGAGCGAUGGUGGGUUGUGAAUUACAGAAUUGAUCCCCCAGAAUUGGAAUGAAUAAGCAUCGUGGGUACGGUUUAGGAAAUUAUUAUUUUGGCUGCAGCAGCUAAUUGUGGCGCUGCAAUGAGGACAAGGACACGCCAAUUGGGGAAGUCUGGGUGCAUUGGAUUGACAAGUUGAAGGAAGACGAUGGGGGAGAUUUGGAGAGGGUUCCCUACAAUCAGACUCGUCGUUGACGUUGGGAAGGAGAUGUUGAAUUGUGAGGAUGGGAGUUCGGAGGAGGAUUAGCUGGCUGUGGUGAGGCAGGAACCCUGGGGUAGAGGGAAUGCGGAGAUAGGGAAGAAGAUUAGAGGGCAAAGAUGGUGGGGUUUUUUUCUUGCUUCAGGAGAGGCAGCAGCGGUGCGAGCAAUCCGCAAGCAUUUCAUUUCUCCCCACCGUUCAAUGACCCCUUUGCUCUCCCUCACAUUAGCGACCGGCUCAUUAUGCCUGCAAUUGAAUCGAACUAUCGCACCAAGAGCGGGUUCGGUUGCUCCUCAUUUGAAAUUCUAUCUGAUAAUCUCGGAAGUUUCUGCAGCUCAGUGACUGUUGGUUUGAUAGAUAGGCAUCCUGAUGGUGCUGCUGCGAAUUGUUGCGAUAGGGGCAAUUCUAUUGAAGGAUCUGCGAGUCCGAAGGUGGAUGCCAACGAUAUGCGUCGCAUCUACGUGCACGAUGAUGAUCGUGUACUGGUCAAGAUUGUUCAUUUUGGACACCCCAGCUCUGUGGGUAUUGAAUACGAUGAGAAUGGAAAUUGGCAAUUUCGGCCUUUAUGGGCUAGGCGUGCCGGCCCGCGUGCUUGGAUAUAUUUCAAUCCCGAACAGGUCAAAGCAGCCAUUGUGACUUGCGGUGGAUUAUGUCCAGGUCUAAAUGAUGUUAUCCGCCAAGUAGUAUUCACAUUGGAAACAUAUGGAGUGAAUCACAUACUGGGCAUUCAGUACGGCUUUAAAGGGUUUGUUGACAAGAAUUAUCCACCCAUCAAGCUAAGUCGGAAACUUGUGAAAACCAUCAACAUGGAAGGGGGCAGCUUUCUGGGCGUUUCGCGAGGUUGUCCUCCUCUGAAGGACAUUGUGGACAGACUUGAGGAAUGGAACAUCAACAUGUUCUAUGUAAUUGGGGGAAACGGAUCUCAUGCAGGCGCAACUGCUAUUUAUGAACAGUGCGAGAAAAGGAAGAUGAAAAUGGUGGUUGUGGGGAUUCCUAAGACAAUCGACAACGAUAUUGAAAUUCUGGACAAGACGUUUGGCUUUGACACGGCAGUUGAAGAGGCACAGCGUGCCAUCAACGCUGCUUACACUGAGGCAAGCAGUGCAUACAAUGGAGUGGGUAUCGUGAAGUUGAUGGGUCGGCAAAGUGGAUACAUUACCAUGUAUGCAACAAUUGCAAGUGGCCAAGUAGACAUUGUGUUGAUACCCGAGGUGACUUUUACGAUGGGUGGGAAACAUGGAGUUCUUGAAUAUAUGAAGCAAAAAAUUGAAUUGAAUGGCAUAUGUGUCGUAGUGGUUGCAGAAGGUGCUGGACAGGACCUUCUGGAAGGUGUCGGGGGCCUCGAUGCUUCCGGGAAUCCUAUUCUUGGCGAUUUUGGAAAGUGGUUUACGGGCAAAGUGAAGGAAUUCUUUGCAACGCAGAAAAUACCAAUCGAUGCCAAAUACAUCGACCCUACCUACAUGAUCCGAGCCAGGGUUUGUAAUUCAGGCGAUCACAUCUUUUGCAGUAUACUCGGCCAAAAUGCGGUUCAUGGAGCCUUCGCAGGAUACACGAACAUUACAAUAGGGGUUGUCAACACACACUACUGUUUCUUACCCAUCCCCAUUGUCAUCAAAAAGCCUCGCAUGGUGGACCCCAACAGUGUUAUGUACCAUCGUUGUGUCACUAGCACAGGUCAACCCGAUUUCAAUGCUCCAUUACGUGUACCACAGCUAGCAACCUCUCCUGCAGGUAAGCAGGGCUCUCUACAGCCGCAUCCUCCACCGUCCCGGGGGAGUAUUCCAAGGGGAAGGCUAUGAUUGGACAAUUAAUAACAAUUUAUCGAAGCUUCGACCUCAAAGCCAUGUAGAGACGCUUAGAGGACUACCUUGAGUUUGGGUUUAACGUCGGAGGUAGUAUGCUGCAACCCAGCGAGGGGAGUAAUUUUGUUGCAUGAUCAGCAACUAUCUAGAACAUGUGUUACUACAGCCAGUCGAGGUUGGUGGUGCCUUGAUCCACUGCCCUUUCUUCUAGAGCUUGAACCACAAAUGCGGAAUAGAGUCAAAAAGUGUGAAAAUGUGAUGUUGUCUGUGGAUAACAUUUACAGCUCUGCGACUUGCCACGAAUACACUGUUAUAAGAUACACUUCUAGAACAUCAAAAAAGCUGGCCAACUAAGUAAUCUUGUUCUGUCGGUGUGAGGUCUAAAAGUUAUAAAUAAUAAUAAAAUAAUAAGAGAAUCCAAGCAUUGAUGGAGGAGGCUUGAGGUAUAUUUGCUUUU